Molecule: messenger RNA, 969 nt
Organism: Molossus molossus (Pallas's mastiff bat)
Lineage: Eukaryota; Metazoa; Chordata; Mammalia; Chiroptera; Molossidae
Product: potassium channel subfamily K member 16-like
Exons: 6
Coding region: 1-969 (322 amino acids)
Biological process (GO): potassium ion transmembrane transport; stabilization of membrane potential
Cellular component (GO): membrane
Molecular function (GO): potassium ion leak channel activity
Source: RefSeq, a predicted model, not a curated record
AUGGCUUGGCGGUAUGACUGCCGGGAAAUGUGCCCCAAUGGCGGAGUGUUAAUGAAAGGUGUAGUCUCCCCAGUUAGCACCGAACCUCAACGAUCCGUGAAGGCCCUCUUGCAAAAAGAGCCGCCAAGCAACAAAUUCCAGAAAACCAUAUUCUUGUUUGCCUACCUAUUGUACCUUUUGCUUGGGGCAAUGGUACUUGAAGCUAUGGAGAAAGACUUUGAUAUAAAUCAGCGAAAGUUGGCAGAUAAUACAAAAACUGAUUUUCUGAAAAAUCGUUCUAAUAUGACUCAAGAAGAUGUCGAAGUCUUUGUGCAGGUGAUGACUCAUUUUAUAUUAAUAGGAAUACAUCCCACAGGAAACACAACUACUGGUCUUUCUUGGACUUAUAGCAACUCGUUUCUAACUUCCAUAAUUACCUUAACUACAAUAGGUUGUGGGACAGUGUUUCCUCAGACUCCUAGUGGACAGAUGUUCUGUGUUGUCUUUGCUGCAAUUGGAAUCCCUCUAACUAUUAUAAUCUUUAAACAUAUUGGUUCAUUAAUUUUUCAGCCAUUUGAAAAAUUUGGAAACUACCUUAAACAUAAGGGAGUAAGUGAGAAAAAUCUUUCUCUUUGGAAGAUGGUAUUUUUCAUUACAACUGGAUCAGUUUUGUUUCUGGUAUUACCACCAUUUUUUCUCAUGCCAUUAGAAAAUUGGACUUAUAUUGAAGGAAUUUAUUACUCAUUCAUCACCAUAAGUACUAUUGGUUUAGGCGACUACACAAUAGUGUUACGGCCCAGCAAACAGAACCAGAGCAUCACGUACACAGUGUUACUGUUAUUUUGGGAUUUCUGUGGUCUGGCCUGGAUUGCUCUUCUAUUUAAUUUGAUAACCAGAUUCUUUUAUGACAUGGAAUUAAAGCUAAGUAAGGACUCAACUGAAAUAGAAGUUGGAAAAGAAGAAAAGAAGUCCGAUGCUGAAAAGCAAUAA